This is a messenger RNA of Geodia barretti, 1561 nucleotides long. The record is from the annotation of a GenBank genome assembly. Lineage: Eukaryota; Metazoa; Porifera; Demospongiae; Tetractinellida; Geodiidae.
GCCUGGGGACGACUUACGCAGGGCCAAGCGGCGCGGCGUUGCAACUUUUUUUAGUCUAAGUCGGCCGUCGGUUCGGAGUGGAUUAACUAGUGGGGAAAAUGCCGAGGUAUCCUGAAGCGUUUCUCCUUACCCUACUCCUAGUCUGCUGCAGCGUUCAUAUAGGCAGCUCGCAAUGUGAAACACUUCCCAGCAACACCGUACUGGAGGGCCUGAUAUCAUCCACUUUCCAGGGAGGGGAUGCCUCAAUAUCUCCGAAUAUAACUGUCCUUGAAGUAAAUUAUGUGUGCCUGGCGUCGGGCAGCGUCAGGGGUUCUUUUAACGGAUUCUCCGCAGUGGUUCUUUACAGGUGUGUAGGGGAGCGGUGCCCGGCGUCGAGCGUGUCGCAGUUUGAGUUCUCCUGCGAUAGUACUGAACGCAAGUGGAUAAACUUUGUCGAUGGGAGCACAGAAAACCUGCGUACGGAUGUCGCCGAUGCUAAUCUAACAUCACCCAAUCGUACCGACUGCAGUAUAUGCUUCAGUCCCACUCAUAUUCUAGCAAACCAACUAACCCCUGAUAUGAUGUCCAAGUAUGACCACAUCAAUCACUGUCUUGCCUGUGAUGAAGCAUGCAAUGAAGGAGACAUGAAAUGCUAUGAUUUCGAUAGUAAUAGCUGCUGCAAUUUCUACAAUCUGAGCGGGGAUUGUGUGGCUGCGUGCAGUGCAGACAGCCAGCCAAAUGAGAACUUUGUGUGCACAGGUGGGGUGGUGAGUCUAUCUAUGUCCCAGUAUGUCUUUUCUGAAGAGAGUGGUAUUGGCAAUGUGUCCAUUGAAGGAUCUGCUGGAUUCAAUGUCAGAGUUGUUGCAGUUCCAACUUUUGACCUGGAAGGCAUUCAACCAUCAGAAGUUGUUAUCAAUACGACAGUCGUAACUCCUGCGACUGUAUCCUUCAACAUCACGGACGAUGACGUGGCAUUUGAGGUUGAUGAGAUUUACACUGUCACUAUCAUUCCUGAAGAUGGCACCAUAACUGUUGGCACGGGGACGGCAACCAUCAUCAUCACAGACAAUAUCGACACUGUUCAGGUUGGGUUUGAUUCCAGUGAAUAUAUUCUUGAGGAGGGAAACAUGGCAGGGGUCAGAGUACAGGUCAAUGGAGAAAGCAUCACUCUUCUUUAUCCAAGAGGGUGCACCUCAGCAGAUGCUGACAGUCAUGGCUGGAGAGCAAGGCAUACUGUUUCCCAUGAUCAGUAAUCCUGACGAUGAGAUAGCUUUGCAAGACGACCGCACGUUCCGACUCGGUCUACUUUCUCUGGAAGAGUUUGAGGACAGAAUCAAUGUCGGUGGACAGAACCAAACAGACCCGCAGACAUUUGCCAAUGAGGCCAUAUCUGCUAAACAGUGUGCUGCACAAGCUAGCAUUUAUCAAAGUUAUUGUGAGGAAAAUUGGGCACUGGCAUAGUCCAGGGGCCAAGGAACACAAGAUGGUAGUCAACUUAUGAUGGCUGUUUAGGGCCAUCCAUUUCCAUCUAACUUUCUGCCAUUUCCAUUCAACUUCCAUUUCCAUUCCACUUCCAUUUCCC